This is a messenger RNA of Ectocarpus sp. CCAP 1310/34, 2910 nucleotides long. The record is from the annotation of a GenBank genome assembly. NCBI's taxonomy places the organism in Eukaryota, Phaeophyceae, Ectocarpales, Ectocarpaceae.
GAGCGACGGCGGUCGUGGGAAACCGUUGGGUGGUGAUGAACGAGAGUGGACGCAUGCUGGAGAGAAGGAGCGGCAAGGUGGCGCUGUUCAAGUCAAUGGCAGCCGCCGUGGACUGGGCGAACGGCCUGACCCUCGACAGGGAGAUCACCAGCGGGUCGUUCCAGGUCGCGGAGGUGGUGCCCGACAUGCGCAAGGCCUUCGAAAAGGAGGUCUUGUUCGAGAUCACCGGCGGGGGCACCGUGAGCGAGGAGGAGGAGGAGGAGAAGCAGGACCCGCAGUGGACUCGCUACCGGCGGCAGCAGGCGGCGGCUCGCAAGGGGGCGAGCGGCGGGGGCGGCGACCGACACAGGAGGGGAGCGUGGACGGCCGCUGCCCAAAGGCGGGACGAGGACGAGGCCCGGGCGAUCGUUGCGGCGACGGCCAACAGGCUGAGAGAGGUCCAGGAGGAGGCCGACAUGCACCGGCAGAAGGCAGCGUCUCUCGAGCGCGCCCUGGAAGCCGUGCUGAAGGAGUGCGACGACCUCGUCAAGGCCGCCGAGGCCGGGGGGGCAAGGGGCUUGGCGGAGGUUUCGGCGACAGGGGAGGAGGAGGAGGACGAGGAGGAGGAGGAGGGGUGUCCGGUGUCCACCGCUGCUGCCGCCGCCGCUGCUGCUGCGCCUUCGAUGUUGCUCGGGGUUGACAGUCCGGGCGCCGAUUCUGAUGCUUCCCCGCCCCUGUUGUUGCUGGGCGAGGGCGACCCAUCCCAGCAAGCAACGGGGGAAGCCGAACCCUCUCUGCUGAAUUUCGACGGUAACGACGGCGAAGAAGAGGCACACCCCACGAGCCCAUCGCCGUCGGCUGGAACAAGCGCACCGGCUUGCGGCGAACCGGAACCUGCAGGAGGGACGGAAGGAGCCGAAUCUAGCGGUUCGGAGGAAGGGUCGUUCUGUGGAGAAGACGACGAGGCGUUGGAUGAGGAAGCGCAGCUCGAUUCGUCCUCUGAGCAAAGCGCUGCUGAAGCUUCGAUGCUACUCGGGGUCGAUGACGAUGCUGCUGAUGGUGAUUCUGGUAACCGCGAUGCGGCUUCCGCUCCUUCCUUGUUGCUGGGAGCUGACGGUCCCGAUGCUGCCGGCAGCAGCGAAGCUUCUGCUGGUGCGCCUUCGUUGUUGCUGGGAGUUGACGACCCCGAUGCUGCUGAAGCCUCUGCUUCGGCUCCUUCGUUGUUGGUGGGGGUUGAUGACCGGUCCCGCCAGCAGUCAUCGCCGCAGGGGGAAACAGGAGGAGCAGGGUCCUCCCUGCUUGAUUUCGGUGACGAGACCGGCGACCAACAUACCACUUCCGCGGCUGUUGCCAACGGCACCGGAGGUAACGAUGGUGCCGAGGACGGCGGGGAGGCGGUGGUGGUGCAGAGGCUCGCCACGUGGCUCUCGGGGCUGAAGAUCAGGGAGCCGGACGCCUCGCGGUACGCCGGCAGACUUGUCGCUGACGGUUUCGACAGCGAAGAGGCGUUGCGCGGCGUCCGUGAGGAAGAGCUCUUGCAGUACGGCAUGAAGAAGGGCCACGCCAGGCUCGUCGUCAGGCUCCUCGAGCUGUGAUGCCGGCAGCGUGUGAGCUGCCGUCGUCACCCUCUUUAGGUGCAACCCGGAAAAGGACCGUGCGCUUUGGCCCUCGCAUUCUUCCGUUUGACCCUUGCAGCCCCUGUGGACAGGCUGGGACGGAGUACGUUGGGUGUUCAACGACCGAAGUCGAUCGAUUUGCUGUCCGUUGAGGGGUUUGCGGGUACGCUUCGCUUUCCUUGUGUGCUACUGCUGUACCCAUGCCUGUGCAUCCCCAAGGCGGACUAGCGGCGGCGUCACCAGCUGUUGCUGCCGCCCGCGGGCGUCACGUUAGGUCGAUAAUUUCCAGAUUUGUACCCUCUUCAGGCGAAUUUGUACUCGUAUAUCUUUUUUUUUUUCAGUUUGCGGACACCAUUUGUUCCGCGUAUGGAAGGUGCAACUGUGCGAUUUGUACAUUCUUUGACUUCGCAAGCCUGUUGAGGCGGAAUCGUCAAGCGCUUGGAUCCCCUGGCAACGUAGCUCGGAUUUGCUCAGAUCGGGGGGAGGGCGCAGUGGUUGGUGAUGCAGCGGCAUGUUGCGGAUAGACGUGGAAGUCGUGCCGGUUGGCCCGGAACACGACAAUUGCGGAAUGUUUAUUUGGAAGCGGUCGAACCGCCGGCUCAUCGAACACAUGUUCUUGGGGGGAAGGUUUGUGGGGCUUGCAAGGAAUGCUCAUGCGGGGCGAUAGUUGAAAUGAAUUAAUAUUCCCUGCGUUGAUAUUCUCUUAUUAAUAGUAAAGUGCUCCCUCGGAGUACUGCAAGUGUGCACGAGGAUCAGUAUGUGGGAGUUCACAAGGUGUCUCGUUUGUAUGUGUUUUAAGCGCUUGACUGCCGACAAACGUCCUUUUGUGUUUUGAACGUCUUUUGUGGUUUGGGUGAAAGUUGUUGUGUGCGGCAGUUUUCUUGGUCGUGCUGGAGCGGUGUCAUAUGUGUCUGUCCCAUGUAGUCUGGCGCCAGUCGACACACCUUUUGGUGUACGGUAUUUCACGUGUUUCAUGUGUAUCAGCCGGGGGCGCACAAGAAGGUCUCCCAGGAGUUUUUUAUAUAUAUAUAUUUUUUUUGCAGGCCCCACUUUUUCUCAUUCGCGGUGCCUGUCGUGGUGGUUAUCGCGAGAAGGGACCAGCCGUCCCUUUCCCUCGUGACCGCGAACUCGAGUGUAUAGUACCCUUGCAGAAUAGUCGUUUUCGACCGCAAACUGCAGAGUUUUUUUUUUUUUCACUCCAUCCGCGGCGAGAGAAUUCAUUUCCAACCUGCGUCAGCAGGUUUUGGAGGUUGCCCACAGGGGCGGCCGCGUGUACUUCACCCCAUGUAUGUUACCCCGUCAGUUGUCCCCAGGC